UUCAUUAAUUUUGUUUCGACGCUAAAGUUGGCCAAUUUAUUAUAUAGUGCAUGCUUUUGCAUAUGUUAAGUAUCGUAAAAUUUAUACAAUAAUAUUGUUGGAUUACAAUUUUCAAUGGCCCAGGUGUCAAAUAAAUCUGGUACAGGUUGGCCAAGACGCAGCAGUCAGGGCCAAGUAGACGGAAAUGUAAAUAAUGGAAUGCAGAAGUACUCGUCUGGACAGUGCUUGGCCAUAAACAGAACAAUAAACUUAUAUCCUUUGACUAAUUACACAUUUGGAACAAAGGAACCAUUAUUUGAAAAGGAUCCAUCAGUUCCAUCACGCUUUCAAAGAAUGCGAGAAGAAUUUGAUCGUAUUGGUAUGCGGCGCUCAGUUGAAGGAGUCCUACUUGUCCACGAACAUGGUUUACCCCACGUAUUACUUCUGCAGUUGGGUACAACAUUUUUCAAGCUUCCUGGUGGUGAACUUAAUGCAGGAGAAGAUGAGGUAGAAGGCCUCAAACGCCUUCUUACCGAAGUAAGUUAAAAUAUUUUUUCGCUC
Bactrocera tryoni is the source of this 540-nucleotide messenger RNA. It is a transcript of the gene Cpsf5, whose product is annotated as cleavage and polyadenylation specificity factor subunit 5. The coding region runs from base 115 to 525 and encodes 136 amino acids. Gene Ontology annotation, cellular component: mRNA cleavage factor complex. The transcript is spliced from 2 exons. Lineage: Eukaryota; Metazoa; Arthropoda; Insecta; Diptera; Tephritidae. The record is from RefSeq and is a predicted model, not a curated record. Gene Ontology annotation, molecular function: mRNA binding.